Molecule: messenger RNA, 978 nt
Organism: Pestalotiopsis fici W106-1
Lineage: Eukaryota; Fungi; Ascomycota; Sordariomycetes; Amphisphaeriales; Sporocadaceae
Exons: 1
Coding region: 1-978 (325 amino acids)
Biological process (GO): regulation of transcription by RNA polymerase II; chromatin remodeling
Cellular component (GO): NuA4 histone acetyltransferase complex
Molecular function (GO): histone binding; metal ion binding
Source: RefSeq, a predicted model, not a curated record
AUGAGUUCUCUUGACACACGAGAUGCCAGAGCUGCUCGACGAGCCCGACGGGAUCAGUCUUCAGCGCAAAACACUUUGGGUCCUUCGCGACUACACUCUGAUGCCAUGCCGAGGAGCCUUGGUGAGCAAGAUACGCAGAAUGCCAAUGACGAGGAGGUGAGCGAAGACGAUACAUGUCCCAUCUGCCGUCUUCUACUCCACGAACCCGUGACUACUACGUGCAACCAUACGCUCUGCAAAUUUUGCAUGGCGCAAUGGGCUUCCGUCUCGCUGGCAGCCCCAAUGACCAUUGUGGACGUCGACGAAGAACCAGUCGAGUUUGACGCUGUAUCCGAGCUCGAGGCGAGAUGUCCAAUGUGCCGAACCAUGACCACUGCGACAGCAAAUCCGGCCCUCGCACAGGAGCUCAAGUCGAGAUAUCCAUUGACGCAUGGCGAGCGAGAGGCAGAGGCACAUGCAGAAGCCGACGGCCUCGGUGGAGAUGCCAUCCACACCAUUACUGUGUACAUUGGCAACCGCCAUACCCGGAUCCCGCCGUCACCAGGUUCCCCGCACAACAUACAUGACUGGACAUUCUUCGUGCGCCCGAGUAGAACCGACAUUGUCGAAGAGGUUCACAUCUUUCUGCAUCCAACCUUUCGACAGAAUCGGGUCGUCAGACAACGCCCUCCCUACCAAAUCUCGCGAGUGGGCUGGGGUAUCUUUACCAUUACCGCAUCUGUUGUCCUCAAAGCGGGCUACUCCUGGGUCUCGGAUGACGCCCAGGACUCUCCGGAUGGCGCAGUCAAGGGCGUGUUGCCCCUCGAGUGGAUGUUGGACUUUGAUGGCUUUGGUGGCAAGGGAAGCAUGGGGAGGUGUCGCCUUAAGGUCAAGAAUGACCGUGACUGGGAUGGUGUUAGUGAAGAAGAGGAACGGGAUCAAAGAGAGUGGGGCAGGAUGAUUCGCCAAUAUGAACGAGAUGGACGAUAUGAACCAUGA